AUGAAGCAACUAGUGGGCAGUACAUGCCUUUGGCUCUGUCUAAUCACAGCUGCGGUGGCCAACAAGGAGCACUUCUGCGAACGAAACGUAACGGUUCGCAGUUUACGGCCCGUGACCAAACAACGCACCAUCGUGAGGCAGCCAUCGAAGCUGAAGUUCUGGAAGAAGGCCGAGACCCUCACGGAGGUCUACAACACACAAGAGGAGCAGCUCACAUACAAGCUGGUGAGCGAGUGCUGUGCAGGCUAUAGUCAAACGGAUGCGGGUCUCUGCGAGCCCAUUUGCGAACGCGGAUGUCCGGCCCAUGCCAGCUGUGUGGCGCCUCAGCGUUGCCAGUGCACCAACGGCUACGUAUCCGCGCAAUCGCAUCGUGAUGGCAGCCACUAUUGCGAGCCAGUCUGCGAACGAGCCUGUGGCCACAAUGCCUUCUGUGUGGCGCCCAACACAUGCGCUUGCCGCGAAGGCUUCCAAGCGCUAGCUCCUGCCGAUGAUGGCGUGAGCGGGCCUUGUGUGCCUACCUGUGUGAGCGGACAGUUUUGGAAUGGCGAGAAGCUGCGCUGCAUGGAUCCCAGAGAACAGGAGCUGCACGAGGAGCUGCAGGAUUUCAGCGACGUGACGGAGCUGCUUGAUUUCCUUGGCGACACCACGCCCCAACAAGUAACGCCCCCAUCCGAGUGCGAGGAGGGAUUUGUGUUGUAUGCGGGCGAGUGCCGUCCCCAACUCUUCGAAAGCAACGAAAGCAAACCGAAAAAGGUGGCCAGCACUCAACCUCAGGACUGCCGACAACCCAAUGUGGUGUGUGGUGAGCAUCAGGCCUGCAACGAGCUCGGCACCUGUGUCUGUUCCAGCGGCUACACCGCCAUCCUCAACGAUGAAAAUGUUGGCAGCACUGCUGCGACUCUCGCUGAUGAUGCUGGCCAAGGCACGCUUACCUGUCGCCGCAGCUUGCUGCAACAAUUGCUGAGCAUCGAUCAAGCAGCGGACGAUGAGGAUGAACUCAACCCACUUACCAUACCCAUUAUUGGUUUGGCUAGCGGUUCGCUCUUUGCUCUGCUCCUCAUUGGUUUGGCGGCCAACUGGCGGAAGCGGCGACAGCAGGCAGAGCAGGAGGCCGGACAACCCAAGCCGAGCCUUCAGUGCGAGUUCACGCAGAAAAGCUACGACGUGGAUGAGUGGGUGCCAUAAAGGGGCAACCCUUCGAUGGGCUGUGCAUACAUAAUUUAGUUCAACUUUUGAUUUUAGUCCUUAAGAGCAUUACAAUAAAUAUGAUGAACUGUUUAAAAUUUAA
Molecule: messenger RNA, 1288 nt
Organism: Scaptodrosophila lebanonensis
Lineage: Eukaryota; Metazoa; Arthropoda; Insecta; Diptera; Drosophilidae
Product: multiple epidermal growth factor-like domains protein 10
Exons: 1
Coding region: 1-1185 (394 amino acids)
Source: RefSeq, a predicted model, not a curated record